Molecule: messenger RNA, 1342 nt
Organism: Amaranthus tricolor (Joseph's coat)
Lineage: Eukaryota; Viridiplantae; Streptophyta; Magnoliopsida; Caryophyllales; Amaranthaceae
Product: protein RGF1 INDUCIBLE TRANSCRIPTION FACTOR 1-like
Exons: 5
Coding region: 179-937 (252 amino acids)
Source: RefSeq, a predicted model, not a curated record
UCACAACACUCCACUCCCAUACACUCCCUUCACUAUUUUCUCUCUUCACCGCCUCCUGGCUCCUUCCCCCCAUAAAUGACACCCAAUCACCCUCUUUUUUUUCUCUCUCUGUCUCUUUUCUUACUCCAAAAAUCUCUCCUUUUUACUACAUUGUAAAUAAUUCUUCAACAAAAUACAAAUGGUGGGUCUUCAUUCAAUUCCGCCAUGGUUAAAUGCUCUGUUAAAUGAGAAUUUCUUUGAGCCUUGUUUGGUUCACUCUGAUUCUUCCGAUCCUUCUGAAAAGAAACCCGAGAAAAAUCAUUUCUGUUUUGACUGUUGUUCUAGUGUUUGUUCUAAGUGCAUCUUACGACAUUCCAAUCACGUUCGUCUUCAGGCUAGAAGAUAUAUGUACAAUGACGUUCUUAAACUCACCGAUGCUGAAUCAAUUCUCGAUUGCUCAGGUGUUCAGGCAUACAUCACAAACAGUGCGCAAGUUGUAUUUUUAAGACAGAGACCAAAAACACGUCAAUUCAGAGGUUCUGGAAAUGGCUGCUUCACUUGCAAUCGCAAUUUACAAGAACCUUUUCUUUAUUGCUGUCUUUCUUGCAAGGUGGAGCAUAAAAUUACAACAAAUGAAGGAUUAAAACUCAACGUUUCAGACUACAAACUACUGGGUUUCUCAGAAUUAGACGAGUUUCAUGUUGUUACACCUGACUCAGUGAUUGACUCAGCCGGUUCAAUUCCUACCUCGUCCGGUUCAACUUCAAGUAAUGAUCUCCGAACCGCUCUGAUUUCCACUGCAACUACAGAGAUUGUAAGGAAGAAGCGUAGUAAUCUUAAUAUUUCUGUUAAACCGGAUUCGAACCGCUCUUUUGUGUGUCCAGAAAUUCAAGCAGCUGAUCAAAAUUAUCUGAACCGGAGGAAAAAAGGUGUCCCCAACCGGUCUCCUCUCUGCUAAGAAAGUGACCUUUCUGAACUUUCUCCCCACCCAAAAAGAAAAAGAAAAAGAAAAAAAAAGUAGGAAUGAUAUUAAAUGGUUGGUUUUUAGUGAAGGGUUUUGCUAUUUUUAGGUGGAAGGGAAGUAAUUUUUUUUUGUUACUUUCCAAAUUUUGUAGAUGGUGGAUUUUGUUAAAUCUUUUUUUUGGAAGAAAAUUUCUAAUAUUUUCCAUCUUGAUUAACGACUAAUUUUGAUUAGGUUUUUUUGGGCUGGUAAAUCUAUUUUUAGAUAUUGUGAAAAAUGAAAAUUCAUAGAAAAAUAGAUUUGCAAUUUGAAUUAUCACUCAUGUUCUCUAUCUUUGGAUAAUUCUUGGAGAAUAUUAGUAGAAAUAGUUAUGAUAGUUCCAAUUAAAAAUAUAAAUUAAAU